Messenger RNA from Alligator sinensis (Chinese alligator), 4539 nucleotides. RefSeq names its product ankyrin and armadillo repeat containing (gene ANKAR). Lineage: Eukaryota; Metazoa; Chordata; Crocodylia; Alligatoridae. The record is from RefSeq and is a predicted model, not a curated record. Gene Ontology annotation, molecular function: protein binding. The transcript has 25 exons.
GGCGGCGCCCCGCGACUCUGCCUGUUUCCAACCUUUUGCUUGGGCUCCCUGCGCGGCUCGCCUGUAAAACGGGCCUGCGACAGCGCCGCUCUCAUCGUUUCUUCCAGAGAGGCGGAGGAGCCUGGUGUGGGAAGCACUUGUUGAAGGAUGCUGAGGCCCUCCAGGAAAACACUGCCUCGAGUUGAGCCAGCAGAUGAGGCAACGUACUUAGCAAACCUAGCAGUUCACAGAAAUGCCAGUGCCUUCUUUGACAAAUUUGACCGCAGUGAGUUGCAGGAAUUGCUGACUACUGCUUCUUCUAGCUGGCUGGCUUCGAAAGAUGACCUGCGCCAUCCGCUAGAGCUGCCCAGUGGACUGAUAAGUCAGCUGAGAAACAUAAGUUUCCCCACGGCAGUUGUGCUGGCUCCAGUGGACCCAGAUGUGCCUUUGGACUGCAAAGAAAUCCACCAGAUUGUGAGAGAAUUGGCAGUUGGCAUUUACUGUUUAAACCAAAUACCUUCUAUCAGCUUAGAUGCCAAUUAUGAUCAAAGUACUUCCUGUCAGCUUCCUCCAGCUUACUUUGACACCAGAAUUGGCCAAAUUUUGAUUAGCGUUGACUAUAUGCUAAAAGCAUUAUGGCAUGGGGUAUAUAUGCCCAAAGACAAGCGCGUUCGGUUCUCUGAGCUCUGGCGUUCCAGCAUGGACAUUGAUAUAGAUGGGAAGCCCCAAACAGAAAAAAACAUUGUUUCAGAGUUUUGUUCAGCAGGUCUAGUUGAUCUUUCCAGUGACCCAGAUUUUGAGAGAAUCUAUGAUGAAAACAUGAAUGAAGAUCCAACUUAUGAUCCUAACAGCGCACAAGAAAAACGUCUCUUUAUGCAGUAUGCAGAUAAUAUACUACUGAAGUUAACAUUUGGUACUACCCAGGAUUAAAAUGUGUUUAAAUUUGAUGCAAUAUACAGGCUUACUAAUUUGAUAAGAAUGACGGAGGAUCACCUCGAUACUGUAACAUACCAAAGGUUGCAGCAGAGGUUGGCUCUUCAGCAAAAGCUUGUGAAGAAGCACUUAGAGAAUAAAACAGAAAUCCGUAAGAAUAUACAAUACCUAAAGAUAGUGAGCUUUCUGAUUCCAGUUUUAAUUGGUUUUAAAAGAAGGAUGAAAAUUCCAAAUUUAAAUAAACUUCUGCAGCCAUAUUCAGAUGAUAAAGUUAAGACUGAACGAGAAUUGCCUCCAUUUUUGCUUGGACCAGAUUUUAAAUGCCAACAUUUCCAGUGUGCACAGAAUGAGUAUUUUCAUGUCCAUGGAGGAAUUGAAUUUGAUGUUGGUACACCUUCAGUUGAGGAUGUCUCAGAAGAGAUCAAGGCUGUCUAUGAUGACAUACAGAAUUGUUCAUCAAACAAUAUGACCCAGUUACUAGACCCAGAUAUACCAUACAGAGAACAUUACCCCAUACCAGUCAUGGAGUUUGAUGGUAAGAGCUACUAUGUGAUAUCCAUUGAAUUAGAAGCUUUCUAUCAGCAGAUGUAUAAAACCCCUUGGUGGGGAGCAAUACAUGAAAUAAUAAAUACACUGAAGCCUAAAAGGUUGCCAUUAACAGAUAUGCAGUCACUUGAGCAAUUCAAGAAAAGAUUUGGCUAUAAGGAAGCUAUUAAAUGCAAGAGUUUGCCAUAUGGCAUGAAGUCUGCUGCUAAGAGAGGACUAGCUGCUAUCUUCCAUACAUUUUGUCGUAAAACAUCUAGCUCCAGUCUCUGUGUUGUAGAUGAAUCAGGUUAUGCUCUUUUUCAUCAUGCUUCUAUGCACAACCGUAUUGCAAUUAUCUGUCAGCUGAUUAAAUCCAAUUUGAAUAUAAAUCAGAGGCAGAGUAUUCACCCACUCCUAGGCAGACGUGUAUAUAAAAGUGACAUCAAGGUGGGAAAAACUGGAAAAACUAUUUUUCAGGACAGGGAGAGCUUUGGCAAGAGAAAUGUUUUAGGUCCUACUGCUUUACACCUGGCAGCUCAGUGUGGAUCUGUUGAAGCACUUAAUUGUCUCCUGGCACUGAAGGCAGAUUAUAAAUUAUCUGAUGAUCGCGGAUGGAUGGCUAUACAUUUUGCUGCAUUCUAUGACAACAUAUCCUGCAUCACAGUUCUUUGGAGAAAAGACCCUGAUCUACUAGAUGCUGAAACAACAUCUGAAUAUCGUACUAAUCCACUAUUGCUUGCUGCUUCAGCUGGAGCAUUGGACACACUUCAGUAUUUGUUUUCUCUUGGUGCCAAUUGGAAAAAAACUGAUAGUGAAGGAAACAACAUAAUUAAUUUAGCAGUGCUGUACUUUCACACAGAAAUUCUUAAACAUCUAAUAGAACUUAAUAAUCCAGAUCUUCCAGUUUGGAUUACUCUUGUAGAGAUGUUACAGUGUGAAGAUUCUACGAGGAAAGAAAUGGCAGUUAGGUCCUUGGAAGUACUCUGUUUAGCAAAAGACUUCUACUGGAAGUGCAUUUUGGAUGCAGGUACUAUACCCGCUCUAAUCAAUUUGUUAAAAAGCCAGCCGAUCAAACUGGCAUGUACAGCUUCAGGAGUUCUGAGUAACAUAUCAACACAUCUUCCCAUUUCAAAGGCCUUUGUAGAAACAGGAGGCAUUUCAGUGUUAAUUGAGUUAUUGAGUUCUGGUGAACCUGAACUUCAGUCUCGCUGUGCUGUUAUCCUAUAUGAUAUUGCCCAGUUCGACAGUUAUCAGAAUAUCAUUGCUGAGCUGGGUGGAAUUCCUCCUCUAAUAAAUCUUUUAAAAAGUAAAAUACAAGAUUUAUUAGUGAAUGUGAUAAACUGCAUCAGAGUGUUAUGCAUCCAGAACAAAUGUAAUCAAAAUGCAAUCUGGGAACACCAGGGUAUUCCAUUACUUGUUAAAUUCCUAACUUCAGAGUCAGAUGUGCUACAGGCUGUAUCUUCAGCAGCUAUUGCAGAACUUGCUCGGGGGAAUAUACAGAUGCAGGAGGCCAUUGCAAAUGCAGAUGCAGUUGGUCUUCUAAUUGAUCUUCUCCGUGAAAGGAAAUUAAGCGUGCAGGUGAAAGGUGCUAUGGCCAUCGAGGCACUAGCUAACAACAAUGUUUAUAUACAGAAGGAGUUUCUGGCAAAAUCAGUAACAAAGUAUCUUUUGAAGCUCUUAAAGGCAUUUCACUUGAAAGUUAAAGAACAAGGUGCUACAGCUUUGUGGUCAUUGGCAGGACAAACACUGAAGCAGCAAAAGUUCAUGGCAGAACAGAUUGGGUACAACUUCAUUAUUGAUAUGCUUUUGUCACCAUCUGAUAAAAUGCAGUUUGUUGGAGGUGAAGCAGUCAUAGCUCUUAGCAAAGACAGCAGACUUCAUCAAAAUCAAAUAUGUGAAGGGAAUGGAAUUGGCCCUCUGGUUCGAUUGUUGAGAAGCUCAAAAAUUGCAGAAGGCACGCUCUUGAGUGUCAUUAGAGCCUUGGGGACCAUUUGUAUUGGUGUGGCUCAUAUAAACAAUCCAAUCAGCCAAGAGAACAUAGUGGAGGAACAAGCGUUACCAAUACUGGUGAAUCUGCUUAAACAUCAUAAUUCUCUUCAGAUAAAGGUUGAAGUUGCAUAUUCCUUGGCUUGCAUUGUUUUAAAGAACAGUAAACUACAGGCAGUGUUACAAGAGAAGGAGGGUUUCAGUUACACUGAUGUUCUUGAACUUCUUUAUGCACCUGAUAAGGACAUUUGUUUACGAGCAGGAUAUGCCUUAGCGCUUUUUGCAUACAACAAUCCUGUCCAGCAGUUCUUGAUAUUGGAGACUGGAGGAAUUACAUUGUCCAUGUUUGAACCUUUUCUGCAGUCAGAAGUUGAGACAGAGAAAGCAAUGGCUGCAUUUCAGAUUGUUGUGUUAGCCAAAGUUAUAGUGGAUGUAGACCAGGUUACUUUGUCUGCCAGAGGUGUUACUAUUUUAGUUGAACUACUACAUUCUGAAGAGUCAGCUACACUUGUUCUAACAGGAAAGUUAUUGGCUAGCCUGGCUCAUACAAGAGUAGGUGUUCCAGAAGCAAUUACUUCAUUAGGAACCAUACAACAUCUUUGUUAUCAUUUAUACUCGGAUAAAGAAGAGGUUCGUAUAGCCUCAGCCACUGCUGUUGCAUACUUAACGUUCAACCGAACUGCCUAUCGCCAUCUAUUAGUAGAAUGCAGGAAUAAACCCAAACAGUUCACCCAUCUAAUGAAUAACCUAAGUAGGGAUGCAAAAAUAAACCCUGACUUGGUAAAAGAAUUCCAGAGACAAAGACAAGUCGGACUACCCUCUUUAAGUUUGGGGAUAAAUGGAGGACCACCUGCAGUUCCACCCCGUACUAAAGAGAGAUCACAAAGCAGAACCAGAAGAUUUAAAGCUAGAUUUCAACCAAAGGACUCCCUUCUUUUAAUGCCUGUCUCUGCUCACUUAAUGGGGAAACUCAAAACUACAGAGAAGCCCCGUAUCCGGACCACUGGACUCCAGCCAUUUCUACAUGUAACUUCAGCAGACAUCAUAAAUGUGUCAAGACCAAGAAUUUUUAAUGUCAGUAAUCUCCGACCUAAUUCACUAGGAAAGAAAGCUUAA